Messenger RNA from Bursaphelenchus xylophilus (pine wood nematode), 1356 nucleotides. The record is from the annotation of a GenBank genome assembly. NCBI's taxonomy places the organism in Eukaryota, Metazoa, Nematoda, Chromadorea, Rhabditida, Aphelenchoididae.
AUGACCCUUGUUCACUGCUAUAAUAAAGGGUGUGGACAAAAGUUCGACCCUGGCAAUAAUGAGGAAGGUAGGAAGGACUUCCCUUGUGGUUUAUCUUUGUUUAGGCGUACUUUUGUUUGACGAUUUGGCCAAAUUCGGUGUGAAUUCAAUGUGCAAUACGAUUUUCAAGACGUUUUAGGUACUUUCAUAUAUUUUUUCACGGAGAAAUUGUCUAAUUGGAUUUUGCACUUGUUUUGGGAUUGAAAAAUGUCUUUUUAUAGGUUUAUUCGUCUUCUUUUUCAGGUUCUUGCCGAUUCCAUCCGAAAGCUCCAUACUUCCACGAUGCCCAAAAGAUCUGGCAAUGUUGUGAUAAGAAGUCUACAGACUUUGGAACUUUUCUGAGUAUUCCUGGCUGCACAACGGGUAAACAUAGCAACCAGAAGCCAGAUGAUAUUGUACGAUUAGUCGCACAGAAAGAAAUACGACCAGAAAAAGAGGAUGAAGUUAUUGUCUGGAAUGGAUUGAAUAAACCAGCCGAAAGACCAUCAGAAAAGGGAGAAGAGCAAAGAAGUGUAGUAGAACUACCUAAGACAUCGACUGAAGGGUUGAAAGCUGCCAUUCAGAAGUUCAAGCAGGAAGUGCAGAAUGCCGAGACCGAUGAACUCAAGGUCGGUACAAAAUGUGCCAACAAUGGAUGCGAAUCAGUGAGUUUUUUAUUUACUUUUUGUUAUGCUUAGGUAACAAGAAAGAGAAUAAUUUGUUCUGUAUUCAGACAUACAAUGGCCCGGAAUCUCUGAAAGCCGAGGACUGUCAACACCAUCCUGGGCAGCCAGUCUUCCACGAAGGAAUGAAAUAUUAUGAUUGUUGUAACCGGAAGACCAGUAAUUUCUCCGCAUUCCUGGAACAGAAGGGAUGUACCAAAGGGAAACACAAUUUUACAAAGGUAGGGUCUAAUUGUUCGAAUAGGCAGGCUCUUUUAAUUCAGAUGUAUUCUGAAGUGUCUUCAUGAAAGUGGAUAAUACGCAUCGUAUUUGUUCUAUUUUUCAGGCAAGUGAACGCGUCGAUCGUAUCAAAGAAGAUUGGUUCUGUCGAAGUGGAGAGGUUCAUUUCAAUGUUUACUGUCGCGGCUCCAUUCCCGAAGAUUGUAAAUUCGAAUGUGAUGGCUACCGUCUGAAAUGCUUUAUCUCCCAUGCUUUUGGUGAAAAACAGACUGAGAUGGAAUUAGAUUUGUUCGGAAAGGUGGUCCCCGAAGAGUCCUCGGUUCUGAUUGCUGAAAGGAAAGUGGAGAUUAUCUUGAAGCAGGCUGAUAACCUCAGUUGGCCCGAGCUGCGGUAUGUUCCCGAUCUCGUCAAGGAGACCCAAACCCUAUCAGUUUGA